Messenger RNA from Odocoileus virginianus texanus, 4482 nucleotides. Lineage: Eukaryota; Metazoa; Chordata; Mammalia; Artiodactyla; Cervidae. The record is from RefSeq and is a predicted model, not a curated record.
GGCCUGGGGGGCCCCGACGGCAAGUCUGGCCGCUGGAGGAGGCUGCAGCCCCGCAUGUGGGCUCUCUUCGAGGACCCCUACUCGUCCAGAGCCGCCCGGUUUAUUGCUUUUGCUUCUUUAUUCUUCAUCCUGGUUUCAAUCACAACCUUUUGCCUGGAGACACAUGAAGCUUUCAAUAUUGUUAAAAACAAGACAGAAUCAGUCAGCAAUGGCACCAGUGUGGUCCCACAGUAUGAAAUUGAAACAGACCCUGCCUUGACGUAUGUAGAAGGAGUAUGUGUGGUAUGGUUUACUUUUGAAUUUUUAGUCCGUAUUGUUUUUUCCCCCAAUAAACUUGAAUUCGUCAAAAACCUCUUGAAUAUCAUUGACUUUGUGGCCAUCCUGCCCUUCUACUUAGAGGUGGGACUCAGCGGGCUCUCAUCUAAAGCUGCUAAAGAUGUCCUUGGCUUCCUCAGAGUGGUCAGAUUUGUGAGGAUCCUCAGGAUCUUCAAGCUCACCCGCCAUUUUGUAGGCUUGAGGGUGCUUGGACACACUCUUCGAGCGAGCACAAAUGAAUUUCUGCUGCUGAUAAUCUUCCUGGCUCUAGGAGUUCUGAUAUUUGCUACUAUGAUCUACUAUGCAGAGAGAGUGGGCGCCCAGCCCAACGACCCUUCAGCUAGCGAGCACACGCAGUUCAAAAACAUCCCUAUUGGGUUCUGGUGGGCUGUAGUAACCAUGACUACCUUGGGCUAUGGAGACAUGUACCCCCAGACGUGGUCGGGGAUGCUGGUGGGAGCCCUGUGCGCUCUGGCUGGAGUACUGACCAUAGCCAUGCCGGUGCCUGUCAUUGUCAACAACUUCGGAAUGUACUACUCCUUGGCGAUGGCAAAGCAGAAGCUUCCACGGAAAAGGAAGAAGCACAUCCCUCCUGCUCCUCAGGCAAACUCGCCUACUUUUUGCAAGACAGAAUUAAACGUGGCCUGCAAUAGCAAGCAGGGUGACUCGUGUCUGGGCAAAGACAGUCGGCUUCUGGAACAUAACAGAUCAGUUUUAUCUCUGCCACAUGGGGCCAUGCAUUUUGACCUAAUUCACAAGAAGAAGUUGUGUAAAAAGAAUGGAUGUUUACAUUUCAAAGGCCUAAACACUGAAGAGGUGAUAUUGUUAGCAGGUGACGACAGUGCGGGAAGUGAGCCGCCGUUAUCGCCCCCAGAAAGGCUCCCCAUCAGGCGCUCUAGCACCAGAGACAAAAGCAGAAGAGGGGAGACGUGUUUCCUGCUGACGGCAGGUGAUUACACGUGUGCUUCUGAUGGAGGGAUCAGGAAAGGAUAUGAAAAAUCCCGAAGCUUAAACAACAUAGCGGGCUUGGCAGGCAAUGCUCUGAGGCUCUCUCCAGUAACUUCACCUUACAACUCUCCUUGUCCUCUGAGGCGCUCUCGAUCUCCCAUCCCAUCUAUCUUGUAAACCAAACUGCAUCAGUUGGCUAAAUUGUCUUAAUUCAAGUACUGUUUACCCCAUAAUGGAAAUAAUUAAAUGUAGAGUUACUCCAGACGCCAUUAAUACAGUAUAAAUCCUGCAUGAUACUACUAUCUGAAGUCAAAAAAUGCCGUUUGGGUAGCUGACGAAUCUUAUCCUGGCUUUAAACGAAUCUUAUCCUAGUAGUGCUGCCACUUUUCCAUAUGAAUUGCCCUGAUCUCCUUUCGCAAUAAAAUGACAGAUAGCAUCAGAUAUUGGCGAGUACCCUAAUACAUAAACACAUCUUCAGGGAGGUAAUUUAAAUCAUUGUGCUUCCAAAUGCCAGCUACUUCAUGGGAACUUCAUUUCUCGUGACUCUGAACCAUUCUGAAGAUGUCUGGGAUUCUGUUUUGAAUGCACACAACAUGACUUUGGUCAGCUCAUUUGCAUGGACCAUCUUGUCUCUAUCACCUGAAAGCAAUGUCGCAGUGUUCGGGGACCGCAGAUGGCUCGGGAUAUGUGUACUUGCAUCGAACCAUUCUGCUGAUGUGAAACCACUGGUUGACUGUUCUGCAUGUUGAAUUGUGGGGCAGGGAGGGUGAAUUUCUCCUUGACAAUUUUUUUUUUUAAAUUCUUUGAAAAAAAAAUAUUUGUUUUAAAUAGUUUAAUUUCUUGAUUGUUUUACUUUUCUUCCAAAAUGCUGUAUUGGAGUUCUGAAUGUCUCUGGUUGUUUGCACACAGAUAACUGCAAAGAGAUUGUCAUUACUGGUUACACGCAAGCUGAGGCCAGAUCUCUUACUUAAUGGCUUGGGGAAGGCACAAAACAUGAGAGAAAGGUAACUGCCAGCCAGGCUUGCAUCGUUUAGAUAGGAAUUGCUAUUUGGAACUAGAAUCAUGUUUUCUUUCUUUUAAUCCCAGAAUUUGUCAUCAUUUUCAGAGUCAGGGUGCCAAAGUAUCACUCAAAAUUCUUGUCUUUUUUACCCCCUUCCUUUAUUUAAUUUAUUAUUAUUAUUAUUAUUAUUAUUAUUAUUAUUAUUUUGCAAACAACAAAGAGCAUUGUUGUUCACAGGAAGCUUUCUUGACAAGCCUUAAAUCUCUGACUGACAGCAUUAAUCAGAUUUUCAGGCAGUGUUUAAUCAGGUGCUUUGUCCUGUAUGUCGUUCUGUCCAUAUGUCUUAGCUCCCUGUCUUAUGUGUAUAUGCCAUCUGUCUCCAUGAAGCACAGAAAUGCCUUGAUGAGGUGUUCAUGAUUUUAGGACUGGGUCCUCUUCCCUGCCCCUUGCCUUCUUCACUACUUGGAACAGCCUCUGUGCUUUGUGUGUGAAUUAGUGAUGCCCGUAGACUACCUAAGUUAACCGGUGCUGUGAACCUGUCUGAUAAGCAGGAUUUAAGCAGCAGUUUUACCCUUGCAUUUGAUUGCCUGCUGCAGUGUCAGUUUCUACUCCCUAGCAACCAGAAUUCAUCAGGACACGCCAGUGAAACCCUCAGGGUGUCUUAUUCAGUGCAAGUGGGAGACAUUCUGUUUGCACAUCCCUACAAAUGCAAUAGCAGUAGUGUGUCUGAUGUAUUGGACAUGAGAGGGAAGAAAAUACCAUACUAUAAACUGAGAGAUAAACAAUAUUUCUAAGGCAUUUAGGAUCCUUGAGACUGCUAAUUCCUAAUGCUCAUGUUUAUUUCCGGUUAGGGAGACAAUUGUCACUUUUAGAAUUGGCCACAUAACAUGUAUUACUUUAUAUCCCCAAGUCCUAGAGCAUGACCUGCAUGUCAGAGACCUUGUACAGCAAUGUAUUUACCCAGACAUAACUCAUAUUUAGAGAUUCAGUGAUGCUUUUGAUAACACUACACAUAGAAAGUUAUAAUUAAACACAACUUUAUGGUGAAGGAAUUAAUAUACUGUCUGGUGCUGCUGUUAUUGACUGCAGUGUUGUACAGAAUUUAUCAUGGAUUUUUGACUGCUGAAAAAGGGACAGUGGAAUUUAGCCAUACCAAGGACUAUUCUGGAAACAGACUCCUGCUGCUGAAUGUGCCCUGACGUGACCAGGUUGCACUUGGAAGAGAUCCUGGCGUCUUCAUGAAGCAUGAAAAAGCCUAUGCAAGAACUGUGGCUGGAACUCAUUUGGUGCUCCCCAUAUGAGUGGUCUGCUGAGGACUGGCUGGUGUCCAUGAAACAGCUGUAAAUACCAACAUGUAUGCAUGGGUCAACAGCUUUGGCCAUCUCACAUCGAAGGAAGCCAGAGUCACGAUCAACAUCUCUGGAGCUUCAAGUAAGGCCCGCACCUCUGUGAAUUACCCUUUGUGGACCUGCAGUAGAUUGUGCUGUGAUCAUAAAAGCAGUGAUAUUGGUGUACUAUAGGUCUGUCUUAAUUUCCUUCAUUUCUCUUUUGUUGGUUAGAUCCACGAACACUAACUGUAUCAUUUAUUUUUAAUAAGCCACUUACACUAGCUUGUCAUAUUAUGUUGCAGAAUUUUCAGUGCCUGUUUGUCAAAACUGACCCAUUUGGAGUCCCACAUUUGUUUUAAGUUCUUAAAAGUUAUUUGACUUAAACUCAUUAAUAUUAUUCAUGAUUCAAGUAUUUUGUCAUUGUUACCUCAAUUAUAAAUAUUAAAAAAAUAAAAUUCUGGCAAUGAGAAUAUUUUUUUAUUAAAUUAUCAAGACUAAUGUCAGUAUAUAGUAGAAUAUUAAUUGAAUUAUACCCUAAAAUGUAUAUUUUGCAUAAAAGAGAUAUUCUUCAAUCGAUUACUUUUUUUUGUGAAUUUUGUGGCAAAGAAGCUUGCACUUGUCUUUAAAACUGUUGUAGUUGAAACUGUAUAAAAAUUCAUCUUGCUUAAUCAGUAUUUCUGGAAUCUGUUAGUUCCCCUGGGACUCUGAAUAUAACAUACAACCUAAUUAUGAAUCCCUGUAUCAUGGACCUUUUGUGACCAUCUCAAGGUGCAUGCAUAACCUUGAUGAUAAUCGGUGAAAAUGUAACUAACUAAAAUGAAGAAUAAAAGGCAAAUAAGUUGGGGAUAAACUUGAAUCCUAUCUGAAUAAAUUAUUCAUGUUUUUUCCUUG